Molecule: messenger RNA, 1031 nt
Organism: Notothenia coriiceps (black rockcod)
Lineage: Eukaryota; Metazoa; Chordata; Actinopteri; Perciformes; Nototheniidae
Product: exostosin-1-like
Exons: 2
Molecular function (GO): glycosyltransferase activity
Source: RefSeq, a predicted model, not a curated record
AUGCAGGCCAAGAAGCGGUACCUGCUUGUGUCUGUGGGGGCCGGUCUUCUCUUCCUCGUCUACCUGUGGGGUCUGCAAAUCGGGGAGUUCCAGCAGCAGCCGUACCAAUAUCACCAGUUUCCCCAGUACCCCCAGUACCACCAGCCGGAUUACCAGUACUACCACCAGAGCCAGGAGGUGUACCAGCCCCUGCCCCAGAGGAGCCCCUCCAGACCCCCAAGGCACUGGCCGGAGUCCACCCAGCUGCUGGAGCCGUACCUGGAGGGAGGAGAGCAGGAGGAGGACAGCCCUCAGGUCCAACACCAGCACACGUCGCCUCGUGAACGCCGAGCGAUCCGAGACAACAUCUACAGGAACAAGCGCUGCCGCAUGGAAACCUGCUUCGACUUCGCUCGCUGCCAGACGGGCUUCAGGGUUUACAUCUACCCUCCACAGAGAGGUGACGAGAUCUCCGAGACCUACCAGAAGAUCCUGUCGUCCAUCGAGGAGUCUCGCUUCCACACCGCAGACCCCUCGAGGGCCUGUCUCUUCAUCCUGGCCGUGGACACGUUGGACAGGGACCAGCUCUCGGCUCAGUUUGUCCAGAACGUCAGGCUCCGAAUCCAGAGCCUGCCCACGUGGAACGAUGGCAGGAACCACCUCAUAUUCAACCUGUACUCUGGCACCUGGCCGGACUACACAGAGGACCUGGGCUUCGAGGUGGGCCAGGCCAUGUUGGCCAAGGCCAGCGCAGAUGUGGUCAACUUCAGACCCAACUUUGAUAUCUCCAUCCCUCUAUUCUCCAAGGAGCACCCGCUAAAAGGAGGGGGCAUGGGUUAUCUGACGCUCAACGAUGCACCGCCUUCCAGGAAGUACCUGCUGGUUUUCAAAGGGAAGCGAUACCUGACUGGCAUCGGUUCUGAGACGAGGAACGCUCUGUAUCACAUCCACAACGGGGAAGAUAUCAUUCUGCUGACCACAUGCAAACAUGGCAAGGACUGGGAGAAACACAAGGACUCUCGAUGCAACAGAGAUAAUGAAGAAUACUCAAA